UGGCAGAGAGGGGUGGAGGACACUGAGUGGAGACCAGUGGAGGGAUUGGCAGAGAGGGGUGGAGGACACUGAGUGGAGACCAGUGGAGGGAUUGGCAGAGGGAUGGAGGACACGGAGUGGAGGCCAGUGGAGGGAUUGGCAGAGAGGGUGGAGGCCAGUGGAGGGAUUGGCAGAGAGGGGUGGAGGACACUGAGUGGAGGCCAGUGGAGGGAUUGGCAGAGAGGGGUGGAGGACACUGAGAGGAGGCCAGUGGAGGGAUUGGCAGAGAGGGGUGGAGGACACUGAGAGGAGGCCAGUGGAGGGAUUGGCAGAGAGGGGUGGAGGACACUGAGAGGAGGCCA
This is a messenger RNA of Staurois parvus, 341 nucleotides long. The record is from the annotation of a GenBank genome assembly. Lineage: Eukaryota; Metazoa; Chordata; Amphibia; Anura; Ranidae.